Messenger RNA from Puccinia triticina, 1965 nucleotides. RefSeq lists its product as uncharacterized. The record is from RefSeq and is a predicted model, not a curated record. The coding region runs from base 1 to 1965 and encodes 654 amino acids. The transcript has 6 exons. NCBI's taxonomy places the organism in Eukaryota, Fungi, Basidiomycota, Pucciniomycetes, Pucciniales, Pucciniaceae.
AUGUUUGCCUCACUCUCUCUCCUGCAAGUGGGGUGGCUCAUAAUUGGUUCCAAGGCUCUGGCCAGGCCGCUCCUGGAAGGUUUACCAGACCAUGAUGCCACCAUCCCCCUUAACCUCGACUCAAACAGUCAGGCCCGAGGCUCUGAAGGGAACAGUUUUUCGCUUGGUCCAGACGCACCUCCGAGUCCCAACUUUCAAGAGAAACUGUCGAAUCGAAAGCGACUGUUGGGCCAGGAUCAGCAACACGCGGGCCAAACAUCGCCACACCUCUCGACUAUGGAACGCGAUAAGGGAUCUGAUGGCAAACAGAAUAAUAUUCUUCAAGAAGAAAAACUGGGAUCGAAUGCAGGAAAACGAAAAAAAAAUCAAGAAGGCACCAUGGAUCAUUUGAAUCCUACCGUUCGUCUAGGAGGCUCAUCGCCAACUGAACUUGAGCAGUGGUUCUUGACCGCGUGGCAAAGUAAGCAUGCCGCAUCCUUCACUGUGCCCAUGGAUCCUACCCUCCAAAUGUCCGCUGUAUUUAUCCAAGCCUCUUGGGCGCGGGUUCCAGGUUUAGGAGGGCUCGAUAGCCAGGCGGAAGCCUAUCAACAGCCUUCAAUCAAACCACUAACUUUCGACCAGUCAUCACACUCUUUCUCACCUGCUCGGACCAACACCCCAUACUUCCCAGGCGUCAAGGAGGGGCAUCACUCAACUUUGCCAUCAGGAUCAGAAUCUCAUCUUCCUUCUCCGUCCAAUUUUCAGUUGGGCUCAAGCAGCGGGGAUUCGGCUGCGUCUUCGGCCUCGUGGCCAUCUGACUCUGAAGACUAUCAUGUCCCACAAGGCUCUCAAGCCUUAGAACAACGGCUGGCAAGACCUGUUAAGGUACUGGGAUCUUCUGUGAACCACAACAGUGCUCCGAUGGAUGAUUUUACUUGGCCAUCUUUCCUGCCGAGCCGCGCCCACGGGCACCAUGUUGAUCAGGCCCAUUUAAUGCCUCAGCUACUGGAUCUCAAUGUGGAGUACCACGAGGAGAGGCAUUCUCCGAUUAUUGAACUCGAUUCAGAAGCUCCAACCCCGAGAGACGCCGAAAGCGAAGAUUUUCAUGAGUACGGCUCAAAUAACGACAAUUUGAGAUUGUCUGUUGAUUAUGAAAACGUCACCGAGGAAAUACAGAACAAUGGACAUCAUCCUAGAUCCAAAUCCGUGGCACCUGUUCUUCGACCUGCUGAACACACCGAGGAAGCUCACCCCCAAAUGCUGCAUUUAACCUCCGAAUCUUCAAAUCCCAGCCGCAGCGAGAAGGUUUUUGAGCACGUCCCCGAUCCACAUGUCCUAGUGGUUGAUAAUAUUCGCCAUAGCGAAAACGAGAUGAACGCCGCAACCGGCCAGGCUGAACGGCCAGUCACACAAGCCAAGCAAAAUGAAAACUACACAAUGGAACAUUCGGGUUUUUCAAUGGGUUUUCUCAAAGAGCUCAAAGAGCAACUCGAACUCACGUCUUAUCCUAAGAACAGCAUGAGCCCCCCAUUCUUGCAACAGUUCACAGAAAAAUUUGGUACUGAGAUCCGAAAACAAUUUGACGACCACAAGGUCACAAUUUACGAUCGCGUUCAAGUCAACGGUUUUCCGGCUGUUAUCUUUUCACCUUUCCAUAAGAACUCAUCUCGACCCUCGAUUAUUCGGGUCAUCAACCAGACUUUUCGAAGUGGAUCAAGAACCAAAGUGCCACGUGGAUUGUGUAAUAUGUUCAACCAAUUAAUAGCCUGGAUCAUCUUCAUCAAUACGGCCAUGUUGAGAAUGGAAAACAUUGCAGGGGCCAACUUGGAAGCCGAGAAGACUUCUCACGUCCGACUGACUAAUUGGCUUUGGGAAGAGGUUUUCCAUCCGCCCGGCGGCGGUUAUCCACCAGAAGCCAUCAACAGAAAACUGCCUCAGGACUUCCAUUUCCAUUUUCCAGGCUUGGCACAAACACCUCAACAAUAA